AUGGGCUCAUUACAACAAGUAGUCAAGCCGUUUCCACCGGGCAUUCAUGUGCCUUGUCUAACCUGGUUCAGCAGCAAUGACGCUCAAGAUAUAGACUGGGAUUUGCAAGAGCAGCACUUGAGGUUUCUAAUUACUUCUGGUCUUCAUGGAGUUGUGCUGGCUGGGACCAAUGGCGAGGCUGUGACAUUAACCAAAGAGGAAAAGAUCAAGCUCAUCAGAUUAACAAGGCGCAUCGCUGCCGAGGCCGGAGAACCGGAUAUCACCAUUACUUUGGGAUGCAAUGGACAGUGCACACGAGAUGUCGUUGCCGAGACGAAGAUGGCUCAAGAAGCAGGCGCAGACUAUGUUUUGGUCCUUGUGCCCAGCUAUUUCCACUUUGCAAUGAGCAAAGACGCCAUUGUUGCGUUCUUCGAAGAGGCAGCCGAUGCAAGCCCAAUCCCCAUCGUAAUAUACAACUUUCCCGGUGUGGUUGCAGGACUCGAUGUCGACUCCGAAAUGCUCGAUCGUCUUGCCAAGCAUAAGAAUAUAGUCGGCGUGAAGCUGACAUGUGGUGGUAUUGCCAAAGUAUCGCGCAUCGCCGCCACUUACAGCCCUCAGGACUUCAGUGCACUUGCAGGCCAGAGCGAUUGGCUUGUUCCAGCUUUAUCUGUCGGUGGUACAGGCACUAUUACCGGUGUUGCAAAUUUAUACCCCAGAUCCUGUAUCCAAAUUUACAACCUCUUUAUGGCUGGCAAAGUGAAGGAGGCUACCGCACUGCAAUUGGAGCUCUCUAAGAUGGAAUGGGGAUUUGCAAAGGGCGGGAUUAAUGGUACGAAAUGGAUAGUAGCAAAGCUGCGUGGAUAUCCUCAAGAGAGCUGCCAUUGUAGGCGACCAUACCCAAAAUUUGACAACGCGACGCAGCAAGAGUGGAUUGUUGGCGUUGCUGGCGCUCUGGAGGCAACUGAGAAAAGCAUCGCCAAGGGUUCGCAGUAA
Molecule: messenger RNA, 972 nt
Organism: Trichoderma asperellum CBS 433.97
Lineage: Eukaryota; Fungi; Ascomycota; Sordariomycetes; Hypocreales; Hypocreaceae
Molecular function (GO): 4-hydroxy-tetrahydrodipicolinate synthase activity
Source: RefSeq, a predicted model, not a curated record